Messenger RNA from Megachile rotundata (alfalfa leafcutting bee), 1423 nucleotides. RefSeq lists its product as uncharacterized. Lineage: Eukaryota; Metazoa; Arthropoda; Insecta; Hymenoptera; Megachilidae. The record is from RefSeq and is a predicted model, not a curated record.
AUGUUCGUAACACGUGGAUACCUGUUGAUCUUCAUAUUAGCUGUUGCAUCCAGCGCCCCUAGAAGGCACACCAGAUCAACUGUACCGACAUGGCACUUACCGUGCGGUGUGGAGUUAGAAAUAGAGAUGGCUUCAACUUCAAACCUCGACGAAGAGGUUGGAUCUCUCAUAGAAAGCCUGAAGCUUCAACAUGGAUUGGCGAUGAAUGAUUACUUGAACCGAGACUACGACUUCCUUUACGAGAGGGUACGGAUCGGUGUUCACGAACACCAGUAUAUUCCCAACUGGAUUCCGGGCGAGAAGGACGUGGGCAUGAUCAAGAGGCUAAAGAACGCCCAGCCGUUGACGGUAAGCCUUAUCGCCAACAAUUUUCCUAAGUUACAUAUGGAUCUUCAGAAAUUCGCAGUUGCCUUCGAGGAACUGAUAGAAGACGAGACGAACCCGAAGGUCUACCAAGCGCUCGAAGCAACACAGUCUUAUUUAAUGAUGAUGUUGUGCGAAGUGGAAAGCAACAUCGUUGCACUGCCAUUUCUUCGAGUUCCAUCUCGAGUGGAGAGAAGUAUUAUGAGCAGGACUGAAAGACAUCCCGUGGAUGAUACCAGAAGAAUGGUUCGUGACUGGGGCGUACUUCUCAAGUACAGAAAUUACUUACACGCCUGGAAGCAUGUUUUCAAUAACUAAAAAAUCCCGUCAAGUAACAUGAAGCUCGAGAAAUAAUAAUGAUAACACGGGACAUCGUCAACGACGACGGUGCGAACUAAGUUUAACCCUUGUUCGGAUUAUGUGGACUGUAUCAACAGUACCUUCCAACAUAAUUAUUUAAAAAUUUAUUUAGAUAAUCUACUCCUUGAUUAUCUAAGUAACUGUAGAUACUCAUCAAAUAAUGUAAAUGCUGCGAAGUAUAUUAGUUUACACUUAACAAUUCUGUAAAGUAGUAGAGUGGUCUCGCACAAAUGGACUCGAUAAUGGACUCGAACAAGUUUAUAGAUCAAAAUUUGGAAGUCUGAAAAGGGUUAAUUUUUAAACGAUAAAAGUCGAGUCAAUAAUAUACAAUUUAGGAACUUUUAGAAGUAAAAGUUAAAUUUAGCACGUUGAAUUCUGCAGGGAAAACCGAAUAUAGUAAAGUACAUUAUAAUUAUAAUUAGUCGGAACAUAGUAGUUUAUAAUUUUUAAAAUUAUUUUUUUAAAUUUCUUUUCCUCAAUUGUUCGAUAAUAUGUAAUUCACGGCAUAAGCUUUCGGUAUUCACAGCAGUAUUCAAUGUGUUAAACUGCAAAUCCUGCAUUGGUGACUGCGCCAAUUGAGAGUUAAAUGAGCAGUGCAAACUGACUUAUUGUUAGUGUUUAUGGAUCGUGAUUAUCAAGCAAUAUGCACGAUCGGAGAAACAACUUUUUUAAUGAUGAUCUUUGAGAUAAUCGACUUAUU